AUGGCCUCCAGCUCGGGCUUGACAAGAAGAAGAGGUGGUGCUGGUCCUGCUGCCGGUCUUGAGAGUGAAGAUGGAAGCCGUGUCAGCUCUCCCGCGCCUACCAACAAGCGCAACGAUGAGAACAGAGCCGGAGGUCUCGAGACAUCAUACGAAAGCGGUGCAAAUGGACACAAGAUUGCCUUCGACCCUCGCGAUAUCAGCGAAAGUGCCGAAAGACUGAAACAACCCAAGUUGACACUAAUGGAGGAGAUUCUGCUCAUGGGUCUCAAGGACAAGCAGGGUUACCUCUCUUUCUGGAACGAUAACAUCUCGUAUGCUCUCAGAGGCUGUAUCGUAAUCGAAUUGGCUUUCCGUGGACGAAUCAGCAUGCAAAAGGAUUCCAACAGGAGACGCUUCCCGCUGGCUGAUAGAGUCAUUGAGGUCAUUGACGACUCGCUGACUGGCGAGGUUCUGCUUGAUGAGGCACUCAAGAUGAUGAAGAGCAGCGAAAAGAUGAGCGUGAGCUCGUGGAUAGAUCUUAUGAGUGGUAUUACUUCUCCUGGCUCAACACGAACCCCUGAAGAGCACACGGCUAACACAUACACAANNGGCGAGACAUGGAAUCUCAUGAAGAUCGGCUACCAACUCAAGCAAGUCCGAGAACGUUUGGCAAAGGGACUGGUCGACAAGGGCAUUCUGCGCACCGAAAAGCGUAACUUUNUGUUGUUCGAUAUGGCAACUCACCCCGUGGCCGAUGGUGGUGCANAAGACGAGAUUCGCCGUCGCGUCCGUAACGUUCUGACUAACCGUACCGUUGUCCUACCACCCACAGAAUACCUGCCCGAAGAGAUGGAAUUCAGAUAUCUGCGAACCAUUGCCAUGGUUUGUGGAGCAUACGCUGCCAACGUGCUGGAGAACGCAUUGACAACGCUGCAACACGAGGCACGCGAGAGGGCAUUUGCACAGGUGGACGAGUUGUUGGCCGAGUACUCACAAUAUCCCUUUGCCCGAAGGACAGGAGGACCCGGUAGCAUUGGAGCUAAUCUGGGACAAGUGAUUAUGGAUGAGGUCAACAACGCAAAGGACAAGGAGUUGCAACUUGAGGUAUNNGUGGUGGCUGCUUGCCUGAGCGUGUUUACGAGAUUGGAUUCCCUACUUUAG
Aureobasidium musti is the source of this 1140-nucleotide messenger RNA. Lineage: Eukaryota; Fungi; Ascomycota; Dothideomycetes; Dothideales; Saccotheciaceae. The record is from the annotation of a GenBank genome assembly.